Molecule: messenger RNA, 676 nt
Organism: Zophobas morio
Lineage: Eukaryota; Metazoa; Arthropoda; Insecta; Coleoptera; Tenebrionidae
Product: PEST proteolytic signal-containing nuclear protein-like
Exons: 3
Coding region: 197-580 (127 amino acids)
Biological process (GO): protein ubiquitination; proteasome-mediated ubiquitin-dependent protein catabolic process
Cellular component (GO): nucleus
Source: RefSeq, a predicted model, not a curated record
UGCAGUCUGUCCGUAGACCCUUGCGGCAGUUUUCUAUUAUCGAUACCACAAGAUGUCAUUUUUAGCAUAGAAAAAAUGUACCUGGCUGAUGAAAAUCCAGCAAAAUCGUAACAAAGUGAUUAAAUCACAAAUUUCUAAAGUAGAAUUAACAACGUGGUGGCGAUGAGCGACAAAAAACGUGAAGGGCACAAAGAUCAUGUGUUUAUUAGGCAAAGAUUCACCCAGAGACAGAUCACGUUCACCUCAAAGAAAAGACGAAAAGAAAGCAGACAAUGUUUCACUUGAAGCCAAAAAGAGACUCAAGAAUAUCGGAAUUCAGAUGAAACUAAGCUCUCAAAAACUAAAUUCUAAACCUAAAUUAACUAUAGCGUCGGCCUUUAACCAAGAAAGCGACGACGAACCUGAGGAGAUGCCACCAGAAGCUCGAAUGAGGAUGAGGAAUAUCGGGAGUUCCAACAGGGACACACCCACGUCGUCUGGACCAAACUCUUUCGGCAAAACGAAGCAGGGAUUCUCAGAUUCAAAGAAACUCUUUGAAAAGAACCUAAAAGAAGCAAUGGACGGUACCACAGAUAACUAAUAUCUGCACAAUUACCUGAUAUUUCUGUUAUUGCAAUAAUUUAUUUAUCUUUAGAUAUAUGAAUGUGAGGUAUUAAAAUUAAACACUUUAAAAAUA